Messenger RNA from Betta splendens (Siamese fighting fish), 6622 nucleotides. RefSeq names its product zinc finger, NFX1-type containing 1 (gene znfx1). Gene Ontology annotation, biological process: regulatory ncRNA-mediated heterochromatin formation. NCBI's taxonomy places the organism in Eukaryota, Metazoa, Chordata, Actinopteri, Anabantiformes, Osphronemidae. The transcript has 19 exons. The record is from RefSeq and is a predicted model, not a curated record. Gene Ontology annotation, cellular component: nuclear RNA-directed RNA polymerase complex; nucleus. Gene Ontology annotation, molecular function: zinc ion binding; helicase activity. Bases 205 to 6111 code for a protein of 1968 amino acids.
AUUUAAAGAGCCGCCUCCUGGAGAGAGCAGUCAGAGCAGCAAGAGGCUUGAGCUGAGACAACGUGAGCAAAUAAAUGAAAUCAGUUGUGACAAUGAAUAAUACCUCGUUGUUUUCUUUCAUUUAGUUUCCUAAUGAAUGUUAGCUUGAUUUGAGUCAAGAAAACAUCAAUGUCACCCAUUUAAGUUUUAACAGCAUACAAAAGCAUGGAAAAGCUGCCUUCAGAGAGAGGACAAACUAUAAAUGAUUCCGAUACUGGCCAAAAUGAGAAUGCCCGUGGAGGCAGACAACGGCAAGGUGCACAGAGAAACGGACCAGAGGAACAAGAGGGCAGAAGAAGAGCAGAGCAAGCAAGAGAAGUGGCAGACGAUGGAGGAAGAACAGGAGGUGAAGGGGUGUGGAGGGGAGACAGAGGAAGGGGAGGAAGAGCCAAUACAGGAAGAGGAGGAGAAAGGAGUGGAGUAAGAGGAGGCAGAGGUGGGACUAACGGCAGAGGAGGUGGAGGUGGAGGUGAAGGGGUGCAAGGGAGAGGCCCACGGGAAGAAGCAGUCGCAUGGAGAGGGGUUGUAGGAGGAGGAACUAGAGGCAGAAAUGAAGGAAGAGGUGGUUGGUUAGCGAGAAACGGGGACCCCGGCACGGCUGAAAGAGGCAGAGGACGAAUGGGUGGAAGGGGAGGAGGUCACAGUCUGGAUAGAAGAGGGGGUGGCAGAGCAGACAGCACCGGAGACAGACGAGGCAGGAAUGGAUGGAGGUCACCGUCCGAGUGCAGAGGUGGUGCACCACAGGGCCCUCGCCUGGGCUACAAAGCACUGGAAGAACUCGCUCAAGAAGCGCCAUCGAUAGUGGCCAUCAGUCUGUCCAGUCACCCCGCUCUACCAGGCCUCCUGAGCGAGUCACAGCUGAGGCAGGACCUCGUGGAACUCCUCUGUGUGGUGAUGAGCAGAGCUUUCAAGUCAAGGGCGGAGAGGAGCACGCUGCAGCACCUGGCCAACAUCAUAAAGGAGUCUGAGUUCUUCCGCACCGCCCUGCUUCACUAUGUGGGCAACAUGGGGACGGAGUCCAACCCUCAGCGGAGGGCACGCUACCCACAGCAGCUGGAGAACAUCCUGGCUAUUCUCUCCAAGGUGUUUAGCACCUUCCCUGCUAGCUCCGUUAAGUCGGUGGGUUUGCUGCUGACGCUGGUCCGAGCCUCCACCAACACCCUGAGGGCCUCAGGGCUGGACAUCUCAGCCCAGGUGGAGCGGUCCAUGGAGACGCUCCAGGACCAGGUCCAGCACCUGCAGGAGAGAGCCAGAGAAGGGACUCUGCGCUCAGACAAGGACACCUACGCGCUCCUGCAGGCAGCGGGUGCCAACCCGGGUGAGGAGGAGCAGCAGGAUUUCAGGUCUAUACCCAUCUACCCAACUCCUGAGGAGUUCCAGCAGGACACCAGGCCCUUCCUUAGACCCAACCUCACCUCCCAGCGCUACACAAACACGCAACUCUACCUGGACACACACUUUCGUCUGCUGAGGGAGGACUUUGUGCGGCCACUUCGCGAGGGGAUCCAGGAACUGCUGGACGCCCAGAAGGACGUGGGACGGAGCGAUAAGCCGCUGAGGAUGAGGCCUUUCAAUGACAUUUACAUAUAUUUCAACACAAAAGUCAUAGCACCUAACUGCACACGCAACGGCCUCGCCUACAUCGUCCACUUUGACAAGAAGCCACUUAAGUUUGUGCGCUGGCAGAACUCCAAAAGACUGCUCUACGGUUCCCUGGUCCUCCUGUCCUGCGAUAACUUUGCGAGCUUCCUGUUUGCCACCGUGUCGGAUCGGGACCCCGCUGAGCUGCAGAAGGGGCAGGUCCAGCUCACCUUUACUCAGGAAAGCAGAGUGAGGCUGGCCAGAAUCCAGCACGAUCAGAAGUUCCUGAUGGUAGAGAGCACAGCCUACUUCGAGGCUUAUCACUACGUCCUGGAGGGACUACAGGAGCAGGAGGAGGACGACCUGCCUUUCCAGAGGUAUAUUGUGGAGUGCAACACCGACGUGCAGCCCCCAGCUUACCUAGGAGGACGUGCUGAGUACGACCUGGCGUCCAUUGCUGAACCGAAGUGCGUGGUGCGGCCCUUUCACGCCCUCGAUGACGCGGCCUGGCCGAGGAUGGAGGAGCUGGGGCUGGACGAGUCCCAGAUGAGGGCUCUGCAGCUGGCCCUCACCAAGGAGCUGGCCAUCAUACAGGGCCCCCCCGGCACUGGGAAAACCUAUGUAGGGCUUAAAAUUGCUCAGGCUCUGCUGAUGAAUAAAGACCUUUGGAUAGAUGAGCUCGACAGGGCUCCCAUGUUGGUUGUGUGCUACACUAAUCAUGCCCUGGAUCAGUUCCUUGAGGGCAUUCACAGCUUCCUGGAAACGGGCAUCGUGAGAGUGGGAGGCCGCAGCAACAGUGAGAUCCUGAAGCCUUUCAAUCUGAGGGAGCUGAGCCGCUCACAUAACUACAGAGUCACACCUCGCAAUCAACUGCGCCUCCCGCAGCGCUCUCUGCAGUCUGCAUAUGACCAGAUCUACAAGGAGCUGUGUGAGGAGGAGCAGAGGAUGCAGUCUAAGAGCAUGGAGCUGCAGUGUACAUGGAAAGGCGUCCUGCGUGAGAACAUCCUGACGAGGUUCAUCUCUGACAGACACUGGACCAGUCUGCAUCAGCCUAUGCAGCAUGACUUUGACGUCUACAAUGAGUGGCAGAAGAAGAAGCCGAGUGUGAUGAUGGAGUGGUUGGGUUUGGGUUCCACCGUUUCCCAGCAGAGGGAGACAGAGGACGCAAAUGCACCCGAGGAAGACGACUCCUCGGACUCAGAGGUGGAAGACCUGAUUGAAAUAGCAGAGGAGGCAGAUCUGAUCCAGGCAGAGCGCAUGAUUGAGGACGGUUCCAGAGGUGAAGGAGGAGGCAGAAAGAAGGGAGGCGCGGAGGGGAGCAUCAGAGCUGUAGAGGAACACAUGCUGGCGAUGACCCUGGAUGCAGACGUGAAGCCCGCUGAGCAGAGCGCGGAUGGAUUUCAGAUGCAAAAGAAUCAGAAGAAGAAGAUGAAGCGUAAAGUCAAAAAUGAACUGAAAAAGAGCUCGGCCAUGACUGAAGCAGAGGAAGGUUACGUCUACAGUGUCUGGACCCUCAGUCUGCCAGACAGAUGGCAACUCUACCGGUUGUGGGUGGGACGAUACAGAGACGAGUUACGCACAAAGAUCCUGCAAUGUGAAGACGCCUAUCAGAAUGCAGUGGACAGACUGGCUGAUGUGAAACAAAGGGAAGACCUUUGUGUCCUUCAGGAAGCCACGGUCAUCGGCAUGACGACCACCGGGGCAGCCAAGUUCCGGACGCUUCUGCAGGAAGUGCAGCCGCGGCUGGUGAUCGUGGAGGAGGCCGCGGAGGUCCUCGAGGCUCACACCAUCACCACGCUGAGCAAAGUGUGCCAACACCUCAUCCUGAUCGGCGACCACCAACAGCUGCGUCCUAGUCCAAAUGUAUAUGACCUGGCCAAGAACUUCAACCUGGAGAUGUCCAUGUUUGAGAGGCUGCUGAAGGUGGGACUUCCUUAUGUCAGGCUCAACUACCAGCAUCGCAUGAGGCCAGAAAUUGCCUGUCUUCUGACCCCACACAUCUACUCAGAGCUGCAGAAUCAUCCCUCCGUUCUGGACUUUGACAACAUCAAGGGCCUUAUUACCAACUUAUUCUUUGUGGAGCACAAUCAUCUCGAAGAACAGAUCAAAGAUGGGAGAAGCCAUCAGAACAAACAUGAGGCCCUGUUUGUGGUUGCUCUUUGCCGCUAUCUUCUCCUACAGGGCUACAAACCGCAGCAAAUCACCAUCCUCACCACCUAUACGGGUCAGCUGUACUGCCUGCGCGGACUAAUGCCUGCCAGCGAAUUCUCAGGGGUUAAAGUGCACGUGGUGGAUAAGUACCAGGGAGAAGAGAACGACAUCGUCUUGUUGUCUCUGGUUCGCAGCAACGUGCAGGGGAAAGUGGGCUUCCUGAACAUCCCCAACCGCGUCUGCGUAGCCUUGUCUCGUGCCAAGAAGGGCCUCUAUUGCAUUGGAAACAGCGCAAUCCUGGGACACGUCAAACUGUGGAGCAACAUCUUCCACACUUUGCGGGAGAAGAACCAGGUUGGACAGGCUCUAACGCUGUGCUGUCAGAACCACCCCGAUCGCCUGGUAGAAGCGUUUUGUGCUGACGACUUCAAAAAAGCUCCAGAGGGCGGCUGCCAGGAGCCCUGCCAGUUCCGUUUGGACUGUGGCCACGUUUGCACCAGAGCCUGUCACCCCUACGACGCCGAGCACAAGGAGUUCAAAUGCACCAAGACGUGCGACAAAGUGCUGUGUGACCUGGGGCACAAGUGCACCCUGGUGUGCCACAAGACGUGCCCAAAGCAAUGUCCUGUGAUGCUUCCGAAAGUCAUCCCCAGGUGUCAGCACACGCAGAUGGUCCCCUGUCACCAGGACCCACAGACCUUCUCGUGCCGGGAGCCCUGCCAGAAAACGCUCCCCUGUGGACAUCCGUGCGACUCGCUCUGCGGGGGGCCGUGCACGCGGCGAUGCAUAGCGCUAGUCACGUUAGCGCUGAAGUGCGGCCACAGCCAGAGGGGGGCUUGCUUUUACCAGACAGGGACGGAGGAGCCUGAAUGUCGCACGCCGUGCGCCCAUCGGCUGAAGUGCGGCCACGGCUGCGCCGGCACCUGCGGCCGGUGUCAUCAGGGCCGCUUCCACUCGCCGUGCGUCCGCCAGUGCGAGCGUCUCCUCAUCUGCUCCCACGGGUGCAGGGAGCCCUGCACCGGCGACUGCCCGCCCUGCCAGAGGCCCUGCGAGAACUUCUGCAUCCACAGUAAGUGCAUGAAGCCGUGCGGGCAGCCCUGCGCGCCGUGCCGGGAGCCCUGCGCGUGGCAGUGUCCGCACCAGACCUGCAGCAAGCUGUGCCACGAGCCGUGCGACCGGCCGCCGUGCACGCAGCCCUGCGCCCGGACGCUGGCAUGCAGCCACCCGUGCAUAGGUCUGUGCGGAGACAAGUGUCCCAGCAAGUGUCGCGUCUGUGACCGCGAGGAGGUCACAGAGAUCUUCUUCGGCACCGAGGACGAGCCUGACGCUCGCUUCAUUCAGCUGGAGGACUGCGGACACAUCAUUGAAUUCACAGCCAUGGACAGGUACGUGGGAGAGGGCGAUGCCGAGGAGGCCAUAAAACUGAAGGAGUGUCCCAAGUGUCGAGCCCCGAUCCGCAAGAACCUGCGCUACGGGUCCCACAUCAACCGCAGUCUGGCUUCGAUAGAGAUGGUGAAAGCAAAGAUAAAUGGAAAUCAGGCAGAUAUUGAAGAACAGAGGAGCGCUCUUGAGCAACAGUGGGAGAAAAACCUUGACUUUGACCUUAACUUUCAGUAUGAUAAACGAACCUAUAAGGAAAUCAGUGAGAAUCUGAAGAAGAAACAUCUUACUGCAAACGACCUGCGGAUUCUGGAACACAGGAUGGAUUUUUUAGUAAGAGUUGAGAAGUUACGUCAGUUUGACAGAAGCCAUUACUAUGGGUGUGACUCUGAGUGUGACUUUGGGUUCACAAAGAGCAUGGCCACGUUUGAGGACUGGAUCAACAACCCCUACCUGAGAUUCACAGAGCAGCAGGUGUUCGACCUGGAGAGGCAGAUGGCCCGGCUCACCUGUCUGUGCCAGCUCCUCGCCCACGUCCGCUCAGCCGAUAGGCGACAGAGCGAGGACAUAAAACCUCAGCAAGACGCGCUGCGGAGCAUCCUGGAAAAGUCGGGCCAGUUCACUGCCGAGGACGAACUCCUCGCGAAGCAAACCCUCAAGGAACUGGACGACAAGGUCCCGCUCAAAGGCCUGAGGAUCAGCGAAGACGAGCGGAAGAUGAUUGUGUCGGCCAUGAACAUGCGUCCGGGACACUGGCACAAAUGCCCCAACGGCCACAUCUACAUCAUCACCGACUGCGGCGGAGCCAUGGAGAGGCGGAAGUGCCCCGACUGCGACGCCACCAUCGGCGGAAGCAAUCACAGGUUGGAUGAAGGGAAUCAAGUGGCCUCGGAGAUGGACGGAGCCACGCACCCGGCCUGGUCUGAAGCCAACAACAUUCUGAACUUCGAUGACCUGUAGAAGCCCCGUGUUCAGCAGGAUGAGAGCUUAACGCAGGGCCGGUGGAGGCUCAGGGGGCUCACGCAUGCACAUCCACUAUCCUUCCUUCAUGUUUUUAGCAUUAACUGCAGCUGUUUGACGUUUGCGAGGCUCCUUGCAUAAAGUGUUAAUCCCAAAUCUUAACAACAGGUGGCAGUAAAUCACUGUAAAAUAGCAUCCAGUGAAACAAACCCAUUUUUGAUCAUGGCUGCAAAAUCCUCGUCUAGUAUUAAAGUGUAUGGAUCUAUAAGCACAUUCUAGUUUUAUUUGAUACAUAUAUGCCUUUAAAGGUCACUUUUUCUGAAACUAUUAACGAGUUUUUACUGAAUGUAUGUUUAGGGGCUUCUUAUUGACUGAUAGCAUUAAGCUCAACACACGUGAUCUGUACGUGCAUCAUCUACUGUAUGCAAACACGAUGUAACGGAACACAGCGACACUGUGUGAUUCAUGUAUUACCUACAGCGACCAAUGAAAUAAAGACUGUGGCCUCGCG